GUUUGCUACGGUUUAGUUGGCGACGCAUCGUAAUCGCUUUGUCUUUGAUGUUUGUCGACGCAUCGGGAAUGCCCUCCCGAUCGUGAGAGUAUUGCGUGUGUGCGGGCGUGCACUGUGCACUGAUUUCGAUUUCAUUUCAAAGUUGAUUCUUGCGACAGACGCAGACGAGCAGGCGCAAUAUUACAAUAUUAUUGUAACGCAGUGUUAGUGGGUUGGUCAUUGCGAUGUGAAGUGUUUUUUGUGUAAAAUUUAAAUUUAGCGAAAUUGAAUUUAAUAUUUGUGGUUUAAUUUAAUAUAGUUUUAUUUUAUCUCUGUGAAGAUGGAUGUUAUGAUAAAGUUACCUUCGUAUACCUACGCUACCAUAAAACACCAACUCUCAAAAUUACCCAUAUUAAAAUCCCAAAUUAAACUUUUAAUAGCCACAUCAAUCAUAACCUCAAUUUUAGUAAUCCCAACUUUUGUAUUUUUAUUCUCCCUUGUUUUACUCUACAGAAAAUGUAUAGACUUACUUCUACACUUUCAUAUUGAACACCGGUAUCGUGGUCUACUGCGUGGUGUAGAUACAAUCUGUUGUAAUCAACCCUCUUGCACCCCUUCUUUUUUCUUUCUGAUAGACUACAACAAAUCACACGAAGAUCUUCGACAAGAUUUCAUAAAUUUACUACGACAAUGUCGCUACGCACGACAUGAAAAACUCUUCUACAGUUGGUCAUCAUUCUUUGGUUAUCACUACUACUAUAAAAACAACUUAAAAGUUGAAGAUUACAUCACAAUUGCUGAUAUGCCAGAAAACACUUCAACAAUUAAUAUAAUAAAAAACAAAGAAGAUUUUGCUAAUGUUAUUGUCCAAUACGACACUGCAAAAAUGCCCGAUGACAACAACGCGUUAUUUCAUAUAAUUAUCUAUCCACAACAAGUAAAACUACCCCAAGUUGAGGGUUGUAAACUGGUAUGUUUUAAAAUGCAUCACGCUUUGGCUGAUGGCAAAGCUAUACUAGGUUGGAUGAUGGCGGAUCUGGCCGAUAAAGAACCAAAUCAUCAAACCAAUGGAUUACAAAAUGGAGGAUUUGCCAAACCUACAAAUGGCGUACAAAAACAAAUCGGAAAGUGCGUAAUGGACGACAUUAUUAAAUCAUGCAAGAAAACCUUGUUUGAUGAUAAAAUCAAAGUGCUACCAAGUGAUUAUCAUGAUGAUAAUAUCUUACUGGGUAGAAAUCUGCGUGAUGAGAAAUUUAUUUGUUGGUUUAGUGACUUUUCAUCGGAAUAUAUCGAUAAAAUCAAAACUAUACGCAAAUCAAGGGAAGGUGUUUCGUUUUUGGAUGUUAUCAACACUUGCAUUUCUUCAAGUUUACAGAAAUAUUAUGAAAAACACUCAAAUAUAAUUCCAGAGGAAAUUUCCGGUGGAGUUGUUCUAUCGCCAGCUAAUUAUAGUUUUCGAUAUGGAAACCCAGCGGAUUUUACAUUUUCCAAUGAAUUUUCCGUUGGUGGAUUUCGUUUUCCUAUUGUCAUCAACAAAAUAUUUUUAUUGGUUGAGCGAUGUAUUUUCCCUCCUGCCAUAUCAACUACCAACGUUUUUGCAAGUCAACUUAAAAUCACAAUUGGUGUGAGCAGUCUUCCGGGAUCCGAUAAACAAAUGACGCUUUUUGGUGGACAUCUAAUGAAAGAUGUAAUUUUAAUGGCGCCAAAUUCACCAGGCACGGCUUUACACUUCGUUAAUUGUUCAUAUGGCAAUAGAUUUAAGAUUUCAUUAACUAUAGAUAAAAGUGUUGUUGAAAACUUCGCCAAUGCACAAAGCAUUGUUGACGGAAUAAUUGAUAACAUUGAUUUGUUAUAUGACAUUGUCACAAGUGCAAACUAAUAAACUUUUUUACAUUUGGCAGUUGA
Molecule: messenger RNA, 1884 nt
Organism: Dalotia coriaria
Lineage: Eukaryota; Metazoa; Arthropoda; Insecta; Coleoptera; Staphylinidae
Exons: 4
Coding region: 320-1858 (512 amino acids)
Biological process (GO): triglyceride biosynthetic process
Cellular component (GO): plasma membrane
Source: RefSeq, a predicted model, not a curated record